GACUUGAACACUUACAUUGACCUGCUCAACGACACUUAUAAUAAUUGUUCAACAGGGCCUUUCGAGGGCAACAGUAUGUAUGGAGCGACGGCCAUGAUAUUUACUCAAGUGUUCUACGCUCUCACAUUCCUUGUGGGGCUGUCGGGAAAUACGCUAGUUAUUUACGUUGUUGCGAGAUUCUCAAAAAUGCAAACCGUAACUAAUUUCUAUAUCUUGAACCUGGCACUUGCAGACGAGCUGUUCUUACUAGGUAUUCCAUUUUUAAUCACAACCCAGGCUUACAAUGAUUGGAUUUUUGGAGACAUCAUGUGCAAGGUGUACAUGAGCACUACUUCCCUCAACCAGGUCGCGAGCCCACUUUUCCUCACUGUAAUGAGCGCCGACAGAUACAUUGCAGUGUGUCAGCCCAUUAACUCAACACAGUUUAGAACUCCUCUCAUUUCAAAAAUCGUUUCCCUAUCCGCCUGGUCAUUAUCUGCCCUUAUGGUGACUCCCAUGGUUAUGUACGCUAAUACAUUGCAAAUGGACGGCGAAGCCAACUGUAACAUCUUCUUCCCUACAGUUAACAACGUGUCUGGGCACGUUAUCUUCACUGUUUACUCAUUCGUUUUAUCGUUUGGUGUUCCUUUUGGUUUAAUUUUCAUAUUUUACCUAUUUGUAAUUCACAAGUUACAGACUGUGGGUCCAAAAUCGAAGUCAAAAGAGAAGAAGAAGUCGCAUCGCAAAGUGACGAAGUUAGUCCUGACCGUGAUACUAGUGUACGUAGUGUGCUGGUUGCCCUACUGGGUACUACAACUGACGCUCAUCUCCCGCAAGGCGGGAGCAGGACACUCGGCCUAUGAGAUCUUCACGUUCGUCUUCUGCAACUGCCUACCUUACAUCAACUCUGCUAUUAACCCAAUCUUGUACGCGUUCUUGAGUGAAAACUUCAAGAAGAGUUUUAUCAAAGCAUUUGCAUGCAUUAAGAAUCCCGACGGCGCCAUGGCUCUCAAUGCUGAACAUUCUGCGCAGCCGCGACGCCAGAGGGACGGAUUGUCGUCUCGUUCUGCCCUGUGCCUGACAGACGCUGUCACGGGUGACAGAAGGAGCUCACAUGUUCCAAUGAGCAGGGACGCUUCCAGUGCCAUGACCCUGUCUUCCAGGGCACCUCACAGCCACACCAGCGAGGAUCAAAACAAGAACGGCCACCUCCUCGAGGUUCCCCACAUUGUCCACGCCCCACCCCGUUCCCCUACCUGAGUAACCGAAAACGCAGCUACCGGUUAACCGAGGCCAAUUUCAGGGUGUGGGGAUCGAUGGGCCUUUAAAUUAAAGUGCUCAACAUGUAGAUCUUACGGAAAUCUGAUCUCCAUUCAUAUGGUCUUUAAAUUUUAAAUUUAUUUCCGGGUCGGCUGCAGUCCAACUACAUUUUUCAAAUUCCCAAUGUCGUGUGCAUUGAAGAUAUUAGAUACAUUAAUUUAAUGGCUAGCUCUGCACUGUGCAGCCUUCUGUUAGUUUUUGCAGACUUCUCGUCUCUAUUUUAACUAGAUCAUUCAUUGAGUCGAGACUCUUCCAUAACUAACGCAGAAGUUGAGAGAAUUCGUUUUGAUGUGCAGCGGUUUGACUCGGUGUUGGGUCACCAUAAGGCCGCUACCGGUGGUCGUGAUACAGAGAGUACUUCUCUGCCAGCCUGAAAGUCAUACACCGGAUGCAUGUUAUUUUUCUUGAAGUUCCAACUUUGGAGCAUUUCCAGGAAUUUUUGGUAGUUUGUAUCUCUUUAUUGAUGAGUGGUAUGUGAGCUGUUAAGCUGUUUUUGACCUGUGUAAAUAUAAGGUUAUUAUGUAGGAAGAUAAGAUAUUCAAUGAUCAGAGAACUCGACUUAGAAUGCUACGAGGAGCAAUAAAAAAUGCAUCCUUCAAAAUUCGAAAUCCGGCAGUACGUUUUUCACAGUUCCGCCUAAUUCAAUUAACGUUACUUUUAGGGGAGUAUAUUAAAAGCUGCGUCCAACUUGAUACAUGGCUAUCAACUUAUUAAUACACAAAAAUUGCUUGUAUAGUAACGAAUUAGACUGAAGGCCUGAGAAUGAAAUUUAUUUAUAAUUUUCAUGUUGGUUUUCUCAUUAAGUCGAACCAUAAUUUUGGUAGGCGUUGGCAGAUUGAAAAUCAGGUUUCCAAAUGUCAUUAUUACUAUUUAAU
This is a messenger RNA of Hyalella azteca, 2174 nucleotides long. Its product is annotated as somatostatin receptor type 2-like. Gene Ontology annotation, molecular function: G protein-coupled opioid receptor activity; peptide binding. Gene Ontology annotation, biological process: G protein-coupled receptor signaling pathway. The record is from RefSeq and is a predicted model, not a curated record. The coding region runs from base 76 to 1239 and encodes 387 amino acids. Gene Ontology annotation, cellular component: membrane; neuron projection. The transcript has a single exon. NCBI's taxonomy places the organism in Eukaryota, Metazoa, Arthropoda, Malacostraca, Amphipoda, Hyalellidae.